CUCGCGCGGCGCUCCGCCGCAGAGGAGCCCGUGACGUCAGCAGCGCCCGAGCUGCCGCCGGGGAGGAGGAUGAGAAGAUGGGCUGCUUCUGCUCCUUCCUUCUGCUUCAGGUUUAGCGGAGGAGCCUUUGAAGAGCUGGAAGCGAUUGCACGCUAAUGAAGCAGGCCCUCGUUUAGGUUUGCGUGAGGACGUCGCCACUCACGUUGGGCUUCCGUGUGCUGGCGAUGGUUGUUCCCCGCCCGGGUGGCCCGUUGCGUGUCCCUCCUGGGCCCCACCUGAGACUGGGAUGAAGGGAGACCGCUCGGCAGCGGUGUGACCGGGCCGCGGCGGUUGGAAUGGCCUCCCUGGACCUGCCGUAUCGCUGCCCCCGCUGCGGCGAGCACAAGCGCUUCCGGAGCCUCUCCUCCCUCAGAGCCCACUUGGAGUUCAGCCACACGUACGAAACCCUGUACGUCUUGUCCAAGUCCAACAGCGUGUGCGAGGGCGCCCUCGUGCCACUGGCGGCGCCGGCGGGAGGCCGACAGGAAGCUCUCGAACGCGCGGCCUUCAGUGCCAAGGAGCGCCGUUUCCCAUACGAGCUGGCGCGUGCUGACGACCUGGGCCUGACUGCUGGCACCUGCUACGUGCCCAACCUCGAGAUCCCCCUCGGCGAGAUCUUCAUCCAGAGGGAGAUGUCUUCGGGUGGGGCAUCCUCGCCCAGCACUGCCAUCGCCGUGGCGGCCAGCGCAGUGGAGGCAGCCUACGAGGAGGGGCUGGCUCGACUGAAGGUGAGGGCCUUUGAGCGGCUGGAGCUGGACGAGCGGCUGGAGAAGCUGUCCGAGGAGGUGGAGCAGAGGAUUGCGGCACGCGUCGGGCGCCUGCAGGCCGAGCUGGAGAAGAAGAGCACGGAGCUGGAGAAGGCGCGGCAGGAGAGCGUGCGGCUCGGCCAGGAGAAGCAGGACCUCGAGGACAAGGCGUCAGAGCUGUCCCGCCAGGUGGACGUCUCCGUGGAGAUGCUGGCCAGCCUCAAGCAGGACCUGGCAAACAAGGAGCAGGAGCUGAGCUGCAAGCAGCAGGAGGUGGCUCAGAUCGACCAGUUCCUCCAGGAGACGGCGGCACGUGAGGCCAACGCCAAGGUGCGCCUGCAGCAGUUCAUCGAGGAGCUGCUGGACCGGGCCGACCGCGCCGAGAAGCAGCUGCAGAUCAUCAGCAGCUGCGGUACGACGCCCAACGGCAGCCUGAGCCACUGCAGCAUCACGGGGUCGAAGGGCACCGACCGCCAGAGGAACUCCAGUGUGCCCAGGGGGAUGUACCAGGUGUGCGAUCACCACUCGACGCCCAGCACAGGGGAGUCCAGCCGGGUGAAAAGGCAGGGCUCGGUGGGUUACGACAGCGACAGCAUGGACAUGGCCCCUGCGGAGGAGCGAGCGGUUAAUGCGCCGAGCCGAAUGAGCGAGAGCGGCCACGGUUGGGGGCUCCGCAAGCAGGCCAUCCAGAACUGGCAGCGACGACCGCGCCGCAGCAGCACAGAGGGCGAGGAAGGAGACGUAUCCGACGUGGGGUCCCGCACCGCCGAGUCCGAGGUGGAAGCCUGGGAACUGGAGCAGAGGGCUUUGUCCGACCCGUCGCAGUCUGGGCCCAGCAAGUCCCGCUAUCGCCUGAGUACAGGCCGCUCCGAAGGGAGCCAGAAACCCAGCCGGCGCGAGAGACCCAGCCCCUCGGGGUCCUCGGAGAUGAUCAGCCCAGAGACCCUGAAGACACGCGCAGCACUAUUCUGCAUCUUCACGUACCUGGACACGCAGACGCUGCUGCGGGCGGCCGAGGUGUGCCGCGACUGGAGGUUUGUGGCCCGCCACCCAGCCGUGUGGACCCGGGUCCUGCUGGAGAACGCCCGCAUCUCCUCUAAGUUCAUGGUUACGCUGUCGCAGUGGUGCACACAGACCCACUCCAUCAUCCUGCAGAACCUCAAACCGAGGCCGCGGGGCAAGAAGGAGACCAAGGAGGAGUAUGUGAGAAGCACCCGGGGUUAUCUGGAGGAAGGCCUUGAGGCCCUGCUGAAAGCGGGAGGGGGAAACGUGCUCAUCCUGAAGGUGUCCCAUUGCCCCAACAUCCUGACGGACCGCUCUCUGUGGCUGGCUAGCUGCUAUUGCCGCUCCUUGCAGGCUGUCACCUAUAGGAGUGCCACAGAUCCUGUUGGGCAGGAGGUGAUUUGGGCCCUAGGAGCUGGCUGUCGAGACAUCAUCUCCCUGCAGGUGGCGCCACUUCAUCCAUGUCAGCAGCCAGCCCGAUUCAGUAACCGAUGCUUACAGACUAUUGGACGAUGCUGGCCACACCUCCGAGCCCUUGGAGUGGGCGGGGCUGGAUGUGGCAUUCAGGGCCUUGCAUCAUUGGCUCGGAACUGCAUGCGUCUGCAGGUGCUGGAGCUGGACCAUGUGAGUGAGAUCAACCAGGAGGUAGCGGCUGAGGUCUGCAGAGAAGGGCUCAAGGGGCUGGAGAUGCUGGUGCUGACCUCCACACCAGUCACGCCCAAGGCUCUGCUGCACUUCAACAGUGCAUGCCGUAACCUGAAGUCGAUUGUAGUGCAGAUUGAGAUUGCGGACUACUUUGAGGAUCCCAGCAGCCCUGAAGCCAGGAACCUAUUUGAAGAGAUGCUAAACAAGCUGCAGGCUUUGAAAAAGAGACCAGGCUUCUCCAAGAUUCUCCACAUCAAGGCGGACUGUGCCUGCUAGCGUCCCCUCGGUGAGCUGUACGAGUCAAGCUUUACCUCACAAAGUGACAAGAGCCGGAAUGAGGCUUCUCCUGUCUUUCCAACCCAAACAACGACAACCUAAAUGAGCGACGAGAAACAAGUGCGCAAACGUGGCAAAAAAGACAGCCCUCCUUCAAACACUGGUGACUUCAGCAGGGGGAGAGAUACGAACCGCACUGGCUUUGGGAUAAGAGGAUGUUGGGACUGCAAAGGACAGUGACCCAAAGGUGGUUAGGGUUCUGUGAAUGAGACUUUUUUUUUUUCUUUUUUUUUUGCUGGGGGGGGGGGGGGGGGGGGGGCUACAUACAGCCCUGAAAACAACCUUGUAGCCAUCAAUGGGGAAACAGACUCACUGCUCUAAUGACUUGUGCAUUUUAUCACGGCAAGAACCAUUGGGCCUCUCAAGAGUGCAGUGUAAGCUAGAUUCAAGCUGAAGACAAAGCCUGAUUAUUUUUCUGUGUGAUAACCUUGUAGGAAGUGUUGAAAAUACUUUUUGUUUAUAUAAAGGACAGUAUAGAGAAACAAACAAGCAAACCAAUUGCCGACAGUAUAGAUCUGACUGAAGAGAUACUGCUGCUAACCCCUUCGCAGGAUAUUUGUGCUCAGAGGCCUGGGAAGAAUCGCACAGGCCAUCCCCUAAUUUCCUCUCGUCUCCACCACAUGCCACUUUUUCCACCGUGGUCUGAAACCUCCCCAUUAAUCCUCCAGCUGCUUAUCUUAACGGGCCAGAUGCCUCCCUGUGUCUCGCAUAUUUUGCUGCACAGCAGACACGGAUCCCCUGUGUCCAAGAUGCGAUCCCAGUCAUUAGUGUCAAAUAACUGAUGUUUUAAUCAUUACAAGCAAUGGAAGACGUGUGGUGGUUUCUAAGAGUUUAGACAGCAUAGGUUGUUAUUAUUGCUUAGUGCUUAAAAUAUAGGGAAAGAAGUACUAUAAAUUACCAGGUAAGUAUACUUCAUUACAGUUCCAUUUUGGCUAUUAUUACAUAAAAAUAGUACGUGUAAUGUUUACAUUCAGCUAACAUUUUUGUCCGGAACAACUUGUAUUAUUAAGCUGCCUACUGUUAUUUAUCUAUUUAUAUCUCUGGCAAUUUUUACUGAUGCAUUUUAGGGAAUUACUCUGCUCCAGGGGGCGUGGCGGCGUGGCAGGUUUCGCUGGGGCCUGCUGUGUGGUGG
This is a messenger RNA of Scleropages formosus (Asian bonytongue), 3900 nucleotides long. Its product is annotated as F-box only protein 41. Gene Ontology annotation, molecular function: protein binding. The coding region runs from base 336 to 2708 and encodes 790 amino acids. NCBI's taxonomy places the organism in Eukaryota, Metazoa, Chordata, Actinopteri, Osteoglossiformes, Osteoglossidae. The transcript has 13 exons. The record is from RefSeq and is a predicted model, not a curated record.